ACAAGUCCAGUACUGGGUACAGUACUGACAGCCACUAGCCAUAUCAUUUCAUUCUGCUCUGCUGGUGCUCAGACAUGAAUGGAAUCUCUCUCAUUCUCCUUCUAGCAUGUGUCAUUUGGAUGGUCCAGUCUCAUAUUAUCCUGCCGGAAAACCACAACAAAUCCAACACUGAAAACAUUGCCCAAUUUGCAGAGAUUCUGCCGCAAAUCUCUAUAGUUGAUCUAAAAAAGUCUUUUCGGAGAGUGAGCAGAAUGGAUGCUGAAAGGAUGAAACUAUCCAUGAAAAAGGUGAUACCUAAAAAGAAGGCACGAACACCACCACCUCCAAAUUGUGUGCCUCUUAAAUCCAGCUGUAAGCCUCCAGCACCACCUUGCUGUGAACCCUGCGCAUUCUGUCGCUGUCACCUCUUCCAGACUGUCUGCUACUACAAGAUGGGCUACCCGCACUGCUGAAAUACAGCUUCCCAGAGCCAUUCAUUCCAAGGAACAGUAAAAGUAUCGGAUAUAAUGAAGGCAUUUAGAAAAAUCUCUGCUGCAGUUGAGUUGAACUCAAAUUUUAAAAGUUACUACAGCUUACAUAGAACAAGAUACAUUGUAUACAGUAUAUUUUUCUUUCUAUAAGGUAUUUGUUAGGGGAUCCGGUCUGAAGAUCGACAGUAUCUAGGUCGACAAUGUUUAGGUCG
Pseudophryne corroboree (corroboree frog) is the source of this 682-nucleotide messenger RNA. Its product is annotated as agouti-signaling protein-like. Gene Ontology annotation, molecular function: melanocortin receptor binding; neuropeptide hormone activity. Lineage: Eukaryota; Metazoa; Chordata; Amphibia; Anura; Myobatrachidae. The record is from RefSeq and is a predicted model, not a curated record. Bases 75 to 452 code for a protein of 125 amino acids. Gene Ontology annotation, biological process: positive regulation of melanin biosynthetic process; melanosome organization; hormone-mediated signaling pathway. Gene Ontology annotation, cellular component: extracellular region. The transcript is spliced from 4 exons.